GGCUCCUAGGCGACUGAAGAUCUCAGGAGGAACAACUUGCAAAAUAUGCCAUGUAGCAGGGGCUGCAGUUGGCAGCUGUAACUGAGGCUGCAAGCGAGGCUCCCCACCUGGGGCAAGCGUCGGCCCAGCUCGGCCGGAGGACGCGGUGACUGCGGGACCCGCAGCCCUAGGGUCGCGGCUGCGGAGCGGGAGUGCGUAGAAGGAGGCGACGCGCUCACGCCUGAGGCCAACGCUUAGACUCCUGCCUUCAGCCCCCUCUCCCGCCUCUCGCCCCAGAAAUGAGCUGGAGCAUCGCCUGUUUGAUUCCAGAGCCCGAAUCGGCAAGCAGAGCAGACCUCAGCGGCAGCUUUGUGAGGACUUAGCUGGGACCUGGAAGCGUAUCCUCCUGUGUUUUUUCUGACUUCUUGGAAAUUAAGGAAUGCAAUUCUGCCACCAUGAUGGAAGGACUGAAAAAACGUACAAGGAAGGCCUUCGGAAUACGGAAGAAAGAAAAAGACACUGACUCUACAGGCUCGCCAGAUCGAGAUGGAAUGCAGCCCAGCCCACACGAGCCACCCUACCAUAGCAAAGCAGAGUGUACGCGUGAAGGAGGGAAGAAAGCUUCGAAGAAAAGCAAUGGGGCACCAAAUGGAUUUUAUGCAGAAAUUGAUUGGGAAAGAUAUAACUCACCUGAGCUAGAUGAAGAAGGUUAUAGCAUCAGACCUGAAGAACCAGGCUCUACCAAAGGAAAGCACUUUUAUUCUUCAAGUGAAUCUGAAGAGGAAGAAGAAUCACACAAGAAAUUCAAUAUCAAGAUUAAACCCUUGCAAUCUAAGGAUGUCCUUAAGAAUGCAGCGACUGUGGACGAGCUGAAGGCUUCAAUAGGCAACAUCGCACUUUCCCCAUCGCCUGUGGGUGCAAUUAAAAGGAACUUAUCCAGUGAAGAAGUCGCAAGACCCAGGCGCUCUACCCCAACACCGGAACUCACAAGCAAGAAGCCUCUGGAUGACACUCUGGCCCUUGCUCCCCUCUUUGGUCCACCACUAGAAUCAGCUUUUGAUGAGCAGAAGACAGAAGUUGUUUUAGAUCAGCCUGAGAUAUGGGGUUCAGGCCAACCGAUUAACCCAAGCAUGGAGUCGCCAAAGCUAGCAAGACCUUUUCCCACUGGAACACCUCCGCCUCUGCCUCCGAAAGCAGUACCAGCCACCCCGCCUCGAACAGGCUCCCCCUUACCAGUUGCAACAGGAAAUGACCAGGCAGCCACAGAGGCCAAAAUUGAGAAACUACCAUCCAUCAGUGACCUGGACAGCAUUUUUGGGCCAGUGCUGUCCCCCAAGUCUGUUGCUGUUAAUACUGAAGAGAAGUGGGUCCAUUUUUCUGAUGCAUCCCCGGAACAUGUUACUCCAGAGUUGACUCCAAGGGAAAAGGUGGUGACCCCACCAGCUGCAUCAGACAUCCCAGCUGACUCCCCAGCUCCAGGCCCACCUGGCCCCCCAGGCUCGGCAGGUCCCCCAGGGCCUCCUGGUCCUCGCCAUGUACCGUCUCCGCUCAAUUUAGAAGAAGUCCAGAAGAAAGUCGCUGAGCAGACCUCCAUUAAAGAUGAUUACUUAGAAACACUCUCAUCUCCUAAAGAGUGUGGGUUGGGACAGAGAGCAACUCCACCUCCCCCACCACCACCCACCUACAGAACUGUGGUUUCGUCCCCCGGACCUGGCUCGGGCAGUGGUACGGGGACCACCAGUGGUGCAUCUUCUCCUGCUCGGCCAGCCACACCCUUAGUUCCUUGCAGCAGCACCACUCCGCCUCCACCUCCUCCCCGGCCUCCAUCCCGGCCAAAGUUACCUCCAGGAAAGCCUGGAGUUGGAGAUGUGUCCAGACCUUUUAGCCCACCCAUACACUCCUCCAGCCCUCCUCCGAUAGCACCCUUAGCCCGGGCUGAAAGCACUUCUUCAAUAUCGUCAACUAACUCACUGAGUGCAGCCACCACUCCCACAGUUGGUUCCUCCAGGGGGCCCAGUCCUCUAACUAUGGGGGCCCAGGAUACCCUCCCGGUUGCGGCAGCUUUCACAGAAACUGUCAACGCCUACUUCAAGGGAGCAGAUCCAAGCAAGUGCAUUGUUAAGAUCACAGGAGAAAUGGUGUUGUCCUUCCCUGCUGGGAUCACCAGACACUUUGCCAACAACCCAUCCCCAGCUGCUCUGACUUUUCGGGUGAUAAAUUCCAGCAGGUUAGAGCAUGUCCUGCCGAACCCCCAACUUCUCUGCUGUGAUAAUACACAAAAUGAUGCCAAUACCAAGGAAUUCUGGGUAAAUAUGCCAAAUUUGAUGACUCACCUAAAGAAAGUCUCUGAACAAAAACCCCAGGCUACAUACUAUAAUGUGGACAUGCUCAAGUAUCAGGUGUCUGCCCAGGGCAUUCAGUCCACACCUCUGAACUUGGCGGUGAACUGGAGAUGUGAGCCUGCGAGCACUGACCUGCGCAUAGACUUCAAGUACAACACGGAAGCCAUGGCCACCGCAGUGGCCCUUAACAAUGUGCAGUUCCUGGUCCCCAUAGACGGAGGUGUGACCAAGCUUCAGGCUGUGCUUCCUCCAGCAGUCUGGAAUGCUGAGCAGCAAAGAAUAUUAUGGAAGAUUCCUGAUAUCUCCCAGAAGUCAGAAAAUGGAGGUGUGGGUUCUUUACUGGCGAGAUUUCAAUUAUCCGAAGGCCCUAGCAAACCUUCGCCAUUGGUUGUGCAGUUCACCAGUGAAGGAAGCACUCUCUCAGGCUGUGACAUUGAGCUUGUUGGAGCAGGCUACCGGUUUUCACUCAUUAAGAAGAGAUUUGCUGCAGGAAAAUACUUGGCAGAUAACUAAUAAAAGGUCAUGCAAGGAUUUGGAAGAUCCAUGCCCCGGAGAACUGUUGUUUGAGAGACAUAUUUUAAUCUGGUUUGAGGAAAACAAACCAACGCCCGUACUUGGGGUCUGUCAGCUGGAAGGUCCUGACUUUCAUCAGUGACUUCCCGCACCCAGUACCAUGAUGAUCAGUUCUACAGUAUUUACUUAUAGGUGUAAUAUUUGUUAAUGGUUUUAAAAUGUAAUUAUUGUAUUUGUAAACUGUACCUUCAUUCCAGUAAGGCAGUUAGACACUUGGGUUUUAGCAUUUUCAAUUCCUGAAACGGAUGUAAUUUAAACUGUGGUAUGUAAAUUUAAUAGUAGUACUGUUGAACGGCACAAUGCUUACAGAGAUACAGCGCAUUUUGUCCAUAUAUAAAAUUUAAAUAUAAUGUCGAUAGCUAUCACAAAGGGGGUGCCACACAUCAAGAACCUUAAACGGAACCAGAAACAACACACCCAACUUACUUUCCUACACUCUUUACCAUAUUUCCCUCUAGUGCUAAAGAAAACUUCUAGGUUAAGUUUAGUGGGUUAAAUUCAGAAACUAUUUCAGAAAAAAAAAAUUCUAAA
Apodemus sylvaticus (European woodmouse) is the source of this 3425-nucleotide messenger RNA. RefSeq names its product SH3GL interacting endocytic adaptor 1 (gene Sgip1). NCBI's taxonomy places the organism in Eukaryota, Metazoa, Chordata, Mammalia, Rodentia, Muridae. The record is from RefSeq and is a predicted model, not a curated record. Gene Ontology annotation, cellular component: plasma membrane; clathrin-coated pit; clathrin-coated vesicle. Gene Ontology annotation, biological process: clathrin-dependent endocytosis; clathrin coat assembly. The transcript is spliced from 23 exons. The coding region runs from base 435 to 2834 and encodes 799 amino acids.